AUGCUAGAAGGUUUAAGCACAAGUAGAGCACCAUUCUUUGAUGGCGUAGACUUUCCUUAUUGGAAAAUUAGAAUGGAAACGUAUCUUCAAUCCAUUGAUUAUGAUUUGUGGCAUAUUGUAUGUUAUGGUCCUUACAUUCCUAUGCAUGUUGUAGAUGGUGUAGAAACUAUAAAGAAAUAUGAUGCAUAUAAUGAAAAUGAUAAGAAGAUGAUGUCUAAGAAUGCUAAGGCUAAGUAUGCUUUAAUAUGUGGACUAGAUAGAGAUAUAUUUAAAAAUAUUGAGCAUGCCUCCUCGGCUCAUGACAUGUGGAAAAUGUUAGAAGUAACUCAUCAAGGAACUAGUGCCAUGAAAGAAACUAAAAUUCAACUUUUACUUACUCAAUAUGAAAAUUUCAAGAUGUUACAACAUGAUACCAUUGCUAACAUUCUCAUCAAAGCCUACCAAGGCAAAGUAGUUGCCAUCCAAGAAGCCAAGGACCUCUCAACUCUACCAUUGGAAGAGCUCAUUGGUUCUCUCAUGAAUCAUGAGAUUUUCAUGAAUGCUCAAGAAGAAGAGGAAGUUGAUAAAAAGAAGAAGAACACAAUUGCAUUCAAAUCCACUUCACAUUAUGAUAGUGAAGCUAGUGAGGAUGGUGAUAGUGAUAUGGAGGAUAUAACCCUACUCACAAAGAACUUUAAUAAGUUUUUGAAGUUCAAGAAGAAUGCAAAUAGAUUUUACAACUCAAGGGAGAGCUCAAGAAAAGAUGAUCAAAUUAUUUGCUAUGAAUGCAAAAAGCCCGGUCAUAUGAAAACGGAUUGUCCUUUGAGAAAGAGGAGUAGAAGAAGGGCAAUGAUGGCUACUUGGAGUGAAAGUGAGAAAGAAAGUUCCGAAGAUGAACAACAUGAGAUAGCCAACACUUGCUUUAUGGCCAUUGAUGAUAAGGUAAGUAAUCCUAACCAUACAUGUGAUUUUGAAAGUGAAAGUGAUGAUGAUGCACUUGAUAUGUCUUAUGAGGAAUUAUCAAAAUCCUUCAAUGAUUUGCUUGUUGAUUUUGAAAAAUUGCUUGCUAAGAACUCAACUCAAAGAAAGAAAAUAAGUUUAUUGCUUGAAGAAGUUGAGGCUUUGAAAGUCAAAGAAAAUGCGUUUUUGAUUGAAACCCAAUGCAAAAAGUGUUCCUUAUUUGAAAAAGAUGUUGUAAACUUGAAAGCUAAAAUUGAUGAUUUAAACAAGGUGGUUUACAAUUUUACAAAAGGAAAAGAGAAUUUUGAAAUGAUGCUUGGGAGUCAAAAAUGUGCUGUAACACCCUAA
Cannabis sativa is the source of this 1287-nucleotide messenger RNA. RefSeq lists its product as uncharacterized. The coding region runs from base 1 to 1287 and encodes 428 amino acids. Lineage: Eukaryota; Viridiplantae; Streptophyta; Magnoliopsida; Rosales; Cannabaceae. Gene Ontology annotation, molecular function: nucleic acid binding; zinc ion binding. The record is from RefSeq and is a predicted model, not a curated record. The transcript has 2 exons.